Molecule: messenger RNA, 2852 nt
Organism: Gaeumannomyces tritici R3-111a-1
Lineage: Eukaryota; Fungi; Ascomycota; Sordariomycetes; Magnaporthales; Magnaporthaceae
Product: defective in Cullin neddylation protein 1
Exons: 5
Coding region: 1-1902 (633 amino acids)
Biological process (GO): positive regulation of ubiquitin-protein transferase activity; protein neddylation
Cellular component (GO): ubiquitin ligase complex
Molecular function (GO): ubiquitin-like protein binding; ubiquitin conjugating enzyme binding; cullin family protein binding
Source: RefSeq, a predicted model, not a curated record
AUGCCUCUGACGUCGGGGCAAAAGGCCAUCGUCGCCUCCUUCUGCCAGGCGACGGGCGCCACCGAGAAGGCCGCUCAGAGGUUUCUCAAGAACGCCAACUUCAAGAUUGACGUGGCCGCAGAUGCCUUGAAUCCGGCCUCCUCGCGCACCAUCCGCAACAACCGACGCUUCUCCCUCACAUCAUCUCUAUCAUCUUUCGGUCGCCAUAACUCGUCAAAUACCCCCUGCGUCCUGUCGAGCUCAACACUGCCGAAGCCUGCCGUCCGCCUUGAAGAGAUGUAUGCGCCAUGGGUUGGGGGUGGAAACCCAGGGAGGGGCCAAGGGCGUGGAUCGGAUCCUAGUCGCGGCCAUGGCCGUGGAGCUUUCCGGGGCACGGACCGUGGACCCGACCGCGGACGUGAAUAUUCUCAAGGAGCUGCUCAAGGAGCUGACCGUGGAUCUGGUCGUGGCCGUGGGGCUGACCGCGGAGCUUUUCAAGGAGCUGAUCAUGGACUUGGUCGUGGCCGCGGGGCUGACCGUGAAGCUUUUCGAGGAGCUUCCCGAGGAGCUGACCAUGAAUCUGGUCGCGGCAGCGGGGCAUUCCGAGGAGCCUCCCGUGGAGCCUUUCGCGGAGUCGCCCCUGACACUUUUCAAGGAGCCGGCAAUGGACAUGGCGCUUUUUUUUACGCCGAGAUCAAUGCAUACUUCCAGCGGCUUGAAAAUGCCAUGGCCGCCAACCUAUUCCCACCACCCGAUGUACCUUCUUCACACCACGGGGCCGGAUCGGGACGCAUCCAUGGCGGGACGCCAGCAUAUUGGGACCACGCAGCCAUUCAACGUCACUUACAGGAGGCAGGCAAUGACACCCCCCGGUCUGGUAAUUCUUCUGGCCCUGCCAACGGCACUGUCAUCCCUCAGGCCCGGACUGGCGAAUCUCAAGUCGCAUCUGGCAGUUAUUCCCACCACCUAGGCCAAGGAUAUUCCAGGCUGUCCAUCUCGGCAACUGGACCGCCGCCCACGCCCCCGCGACAUGGUUCUCCACGGACGAGGCAAAUCAUGGAGCGGCCUACGAGCAGUUCCCUGGGUCCGGAAGCGCCAAGGAUAUCAAGCCUUCCAUUCACAUUUCGAUCACAAUUCACACCUGAGAGGAUGACACGUUUAGUUAACAAUAAUCGCAAUCACAGCUACUUCAGCAGCAACGCAAACGUGGCCACAUCUACAGCAUCCGUCGAGUCCAAGUUGGACAAGCUAUUCAACGAGCUUCGAGAAUCUGGAGAAGACACUCAAGAUGAACUCUCGGCCGAGUCGGCAAUGUCAUACGCCAUGGCCCUGGGCGUUGAUCCAGAGAAGGCCGGAAUCUUUGCGCUUAUGGAACUGCUCCAGGCGCCGUCCCUCGGAACCAUUACCCGGCAGGGAUUCAUCGAGGGGUGGAAGACGACUGGCGCCCAACCGACCAAGUCCAGUCAGAAGGACCACAUCCAGACUGUGAUUCGCAGCAUGCAGACCGACACGGAGCUUUUUAGGCGCGUUUACCGGUACGCCUUUGUCGCGGGCAAGGAGACACCAGAACAGCGCGCGGUUCCCCUCGACAAUGCUUUGGUGUACUGGCAGUGUUUCUUCGGAGCGGACCAGCACCAGGGAAAGCCCUGGGUGACGACAGGGGGCCCUGGAGCAGCUGGAGGAACAACAGACUGGUACGCGCUUUGGACCGACUACCUCAAGGCAAACUGGACUCGGACCGUGUCCAAGGAUAUGUGGAACCAGACCCUGGUGUUUGCCCUCAAAACGCUAGCCGAUCCGAAUCUGGGCUUCUGGACCCCUGACGGUGCUUGGCCGUCCGUCAUCGAUAACUUCGUCGAGUGGGUUCGGGCCAAGCAAGGCACUUCUGCCACCCCCGCGGCCACGAUGGAGGUCGACUCUUGAGUUCUAGGGCUUGGUCGUCGGUGGAUGCUUGUUGAGAGCGACUCGAGACUUUGGAGUUGAGGUGCAGGCAUGCCUCUUGCAAUCUUUGCUGGAUGGGAUAGAAAAACCCGUCCGGAUGCUUCUUGCGAGUACCUAGUCAUGGAGUUCAUAGCGACCCGUCAUGCAUACCUGGCCCAGGCGAUGGCUGGGGCUCCUCGAUGCUGUACCCUACAAGGGCGCUGAUCGAGGCAACGCCUUGACUUUUGGGUGGUGCUGGCGUUGUGGAUUUUGUUUGUGGGCAGCCUUUAGCGGAAGCGAACAACAAGGAUGGCUGGGAAAGAUGCGGCCAUUCUAUGGCAUACGCUUCCACCUUGACCGGGCACGGCUGUGACGGCCAAUACACCUUAGGCUGUCAUGUUGCCCAGCCCAAAGGUGACGACAGCUGGAUGGCCAUCUGGGUGGAUAGAGCAGGGUAAUACUAUUGUUAUUGUACAGUGCUCUUGUUUGUUCCCUGGGGCGGUGCGUGUCAGUUAGCCUUGCUCGACUUGUCUGUCGUCAGGAUCAGGUUGUCUUGCGGAUCGGUUGGUGGAUGAAUCGCGACGAUGAAGGCUAGCUGGGUGUGAAAGGGCCGAGUAUGCAACGGUCUCGAGAAGCCGUCAAACCCCCGCUCAAGAUGAAGAUAUACGACAUCACGAAUUAGAGCGAGGGCGGCAAGCAGCGCAUAACAGUUCGUAGUAUUCGUACAUAUCCAGGCGCGCCGCCACGCUGCGUUGCUUGCUCUGCUCGGAUGGGCGCAUCUCGUUCAUCAGCCGCCGGGCUGUCGGCCGACUUUGCACCGGAUACGCAGCAGCACAAGACGGAGUGGGGUUUAAAACAACCCUCGGUCCCCCCCUAGUGCCGGGCUCUCUCCUCCGUUUUUUUCCUUCCGUUUUUUUCCCCCAUAUAUAACCUUUUUCCUUUUUUUUUUUUUU